This is a messenger RNA of Colletotrichum godetiae, 654 nucleotides long. RefSeq lists its product as uncharacterized. Bases 230 to 562 code for a protein of 110 amino acids. Gene Ontology annotation, molecular function: transmembrane transporter activity. NCBI's taxonomy places the organism in Eukaryota, Fungi, Ascomycota, Sordariomycetes, Glomerellales, Glomerellaceae. The transcript is spliced from 4 exons. Gene Ontology annotation, biological process: transmembrane transport. Gene Ontology annotation, cellular component: plasma membrane. The record is from RefSeq and is a predicted model, not a curated record.
CAGCCUUGGCGUCUUGCUCUCUUUUCGCCUCCUCAGCGGAUGUGCCGGUGCCGCUACACUGUCCAUCGGAGGCGGUACGAUCGCCGAUGUUGCACCUCCGACUUUGCGGGGCCGGGCCGUGGCCGUCUACUCCAUUGCCCCACUGCUAGGUCCCGUACUUGGUCCGGCAGCGGGCGUUUACUUAGCCGAAUACUGGGGUUGGCGAUAGAUAUUCUGAACGUUGUGUAUUAUGGCAGGGCCCCUUGGUAUGGCCAUGAUAUUGAUUCUCAGAGAGACCUCUGCGAAGACACUGCUCGAGAAACGCAGUAGAAAGUACCUCUUCUUCACGACCUUUCCAAUGGUCUUCAUGGGCCAGUACGGAUUUUCAGCCAGCUUUUCUGGCCUCACGUUCAUAGGGGUCGGGAUAGGAACCAUAUUUGGAACAAUACUUCUCUUAAUCUGGAUUGACCGCAUCGCCGCAACGUUGCUUCUCAAAGAGGGAGUCAGGAGACCUGGAUUUCGUCUGCCCCUCAUGGCAUCAUCCGUGCCCAUGAUUCCAGUCGGGUUACUUCUAUAUGGGUAGUCGGCGGAGAAAUCUAUUUUUUUGGUUGGUUCCAAUGAUCGGCACAACCAUCAUUGGUGUUGGCAUCAUGUUUGUACCCUUCAUGCGUCAUA